Physella acuta is the source of this 2899-nucleotide messenger RNA. Its product is annotated as EF-hand domain-containing protein 1. The record is from RefSeq and is a predicted model, not a curated record. Lineage: Eukaryota; Metazoa; Mollusca; Gastropoda; Physidae. Gene Ontology annotation, cellular component: axoneme; mitotic spindle. Gene Ontology annotation, biological process: mitotic spindle organization; cilium-dependent cell motility; mitotic cytokinesis. Gene Ontology annotation, molecular function: alpha-tubulin binding; calcium ion binding.
UAGCAACUAUGUAUACAAUUUGAGUUGUUUCCCUCAGCAUCUACAUUCAACUGAGUGUUGUUUCGAACUGAAUAGUUUGCAAUCCAAAAUUAUGGAGGGUUUACCAUUUCUCCCAGGAAAUUCGUUUCGUGAUCCAACGCAAAUGAAGUAUCAUGUAAGUCAGACACUAGGAUAUAAAAAUGGUUAUGCUGUUCAAAAACGCCCUGAGCGAGGAAUUGGAGGAAGUCAACUGUUUUACAACAAUCUUUCUGAAGGAGAACUGGAUGACCUGGCAAACUUUAACCCCACACUGACCUAUGGUCAAGCUAAGCAGGCACCACCAGCAGCUUUUAUACCAGCUCAUGUUGCUUGGGAUAAGAAGGUCCUCAAAUUUAAUGGUUAUUUCAAACAAACUGUCCAUGAAUCACCUGAUGAAUACUAUAGAGUCCGUCCUGUCGACAUCUACUACUAUUUAGAGGAUGACAGUAUCGCAGUUAUUGAGCCACAUGUUGAAAACUCAGGAAUGCCACAAGGCAAGCUUCUCAAGCGUCAGCGCUUGCCUAAGAAUGACCAAGGUGAUACAUGGCACUGGAAGGACAUCAAUCUUGGUAUAAAUGUAGUAUUCUAUGGGAAGACCUUCCAUAUCACUAACUGUGACAAGUUUACUAAGGACUUCUUAGAAAGUGAAGGUAUCCAAGUAAACGAAGCUGAAUACAUUCCUACAGACCCAUACAUCCAGAAACGAGCUGAUGCUGUCUCCCUCAGGACUUACACAACUCAGUCGGCUUUUGAUAAGCUGAAACAGUUCAAGGAACUGGACCGUAAGGUCUUAAGAUUUUACUGUGUGUGGGAUGACAGGGACAACAUGUAUGGAGAAAUGAGACCUUUCGUCUUGCAUUACUACCUUGUUGAUGAUACUCUUGAAAUUCGAGAAGUGCACAGUGCUAAUGAUGGACGAGACCCAUUCCCUGUUCUCAUUGGUCGUCAUAAGGUUCCUAAAGAUAGAUUCAACGUCCCACCAUCAUUUCCAGCUGCAGUGAUGGAACUCUCUGACCAAGAGAUUAAAGAAUACCUAACUCCAAAAGAUUUCCAGUUAGGGAAAACUCUCCAGAUCUAUGGCAGACGCUUCUUGCUUUAUGAUUGUGACAAUUUCACCAAGGGAUUCUACUACAAUCAUUUUGGAAUAACAAAUUUUGAACCUGUUGAGGUUAAGGGACUUGCUAAAAAAUUACCCAAGAUGGAAAUUGCAGAGUACAACAACUUUGGAUCUAUUGAAGAUUCUCUCCAGUCAUGCAACAGCUUAAUCCCACAACCACCCAAGAAAGAUUUCAUCAAAAUGCUGGAGAAUGACCACAAAGAGCUUCGCUUCGAAGCAAUGAUGAUGCCAGGUUGCAAGGAUACCAUGAGGCCAGAAGAUAGGGGAAGACGAUUCAUCAUUAGCUACAGGCUAGCUGAUGACAUGAUAACUAUUUAUGAGCCACCAGUAAGGAACUCAGGAAUAAUUGGGGGUAAAUUUCUUGAGAGAACCAGAGUUGCCAAACCUGGCUCAACAAUGGAGAAACCUACAUACUAUGGUCCCCAAGAUUUUUACAUUGGUGCUAUAAUUGAAAUCUUCCGACACAGAUUUGUCAUCACCAAUGCCGACGCUUAUGUUCUCAAUUACAUUGAAGAUCACAAAUCCCAGUUCCCAGAACAAAUGUACCAAUCAAUAAAAGAAAAAGUUGGAAGUGGCCCAGAGCCCAAAGAGGCCAUCAAAGGUGGACCUAUGAAAGUUCAGAGAAGGCCAGGUGACCUUGAAGGUAUGGUCCACCAAGUUCGCAGUCAGCUCAAGAAACUAGCCAUCACCGACAAGUCCCGCAUUGAUGAGAUGUUCCUGCGAUACAACAGCGACCGCACUGGCUUUAUAGAUCUAAGCAACCUUAGGGAUAUUUGCAAGAGAUUACAGCUGCCUAUUGACCAAGAUGUUCUUGAAAUAGUUAUCAGACAGAUAACAGAAAAUCCAGAGGGCCACAUCAGUCUGGAGGAAUGGCGUGAAUUCAUUGAGAGCACAUAAGACAGUUGGAUCAGAUGUGUUUGCUUCUAGUUACAUUUCCUGCAUCCUGUGAUACCAUGGAAUUACUGCUUGACUUGUCUGAAUAUGGGAAGUUUCUCAUCUCAUUAUGGGACAGUUUACAAAAAUAGUUAUGGUCACUUCAUUAAUACAGCUUUUUAAACAUUGUGAAAUUUAAACUACUAUUCAAAAUUAUCUUUUUAAAAAAUAAUUCUAUUUUAAAAUUGUUCUGUUUGAAGAUCUACCUUUCUCAAUUUAAAUAAUUGUCUUGUUAUCCAUAUAAAAUAUGUCAAUAAAUUUAUUAUUGUUUUAUUUGUAAGUUUAAAUUACUUGUUUUUUAUCAAGUUAUGCAAAAACAGGAUACAAUUUUUGAAUAUUUUAACUAUUGAAUGCAACAAAACUUAAGACGGAUAUACAUAGAAUAUAUUUCAGUAUUUGUAUUUACAUGUUUAAAGGUGUUACAAAAAUAUUUGAUACAAAAUAUACUUCAAUGUGAAAUAAUUUUUUAUAAAGAGAUAAUCAUUAGUCCUCAAAAACUUGUGAUAGAGAACUACCUAUUUGCUAGUUUCAGUUAUUUAAAAUCAUGUUCAGUAUUAACAAUGUUGUAUACACUAAAAACACAAACUGCUGAUUGAGAAUACAAUGAAUCCUUAUGAGAAAUAUGCACUUUUUUUUUUUAAUUUAAAGGGAUGCAACUAGGGAUAUUUCACUAUUUGUGUUUAGAAUGUUUUUAAAAAUGUUUGCAUAUUUUAUGAAAGUGUUUGGUACAGUUUUGUACUAACUGCAUACAAUUUUUUUUAGAAUGAUAAUCACUUUACUUCACUAAUGUGAAAUUAUAGAUGUAAAUAAUAAAAGUACUGAAAAACCUUA